AUGUUUACCAUCACGGACAGAAAACCUAAAGAUGAAUAUGUCAACGAAAACGGAUUUAAAAGCAGCAGAGUGGUCAGUAUGGACACUGUAACUAUACCUGCUAAACACGAGAUGGUGGUGAGAUCAAGACUGACCAGAACAACUAACUCACAUGUUGGAGUUCUCGUACCUGAGAAAGUGUUUAUUCAUUCUCACGGAUUAGCAUUAGCGAAUGUUCUCGUUGAUACUUCACACAAAUCGCUAUAUACGAGAUUAUUCAACACUGGUGACGAGCCAGUCACAGUGAAGAAAGAGACCAACAUGGCUGUUUUUGAACCGGUGAAAGAUAUCGGCAGGACUAUUUCAGACGUUGAUAACAUUGCCGAGCACGAUGACAUGUUACCGGAAUAUUUGGUGGAAAUGUACGAACGUGGAUGUACUAACCUUAAUUCUGAGGAACGUGCGCAGUUCAGGCAGUUCUUGAUAAAACAUCAGACCACAUUUGCGGAUCCUAAGGGAAAGAUGAGAAGAAUUACGUUGGGCGAGCAUACUAUAAAAUUAAAGGAUCCCGUACCAUUUAAGGAGGCACCACGGAGAGUGCCUAUAUACAAACGUAAAAUCUUGGAUGAAGAAAUAGCCAAGUUAGAACAACAAGGAUUGAUAGAGCGAUCGGAGAGUCCAUGGAGUUCACAACUUGUUUUGGCCAAAAGCGGGACAAUUCCUGGAGAGUGUGUGUGGAUUACCGGCGACUUAAUGAGAAAACUAUUAAGGAUGCCUACCCCAUUAGUCGUAUUGACGACAAUCUGGACGCGUUGA
Pecten maximus is the source of this 795-nucleotide messenger RNA. RefSeq lists its product as uncharacterized. Bases 1 to 795 code for a protein of 264 amino acids. Lineage: Eukaryota; Metazoa; Mollusca; Bivalvia; Pectinida; Pectinidae. The record is from RefSeq and is a predicted model, not a curated record. The transcript has a single exon.